This is a messenger RNA of Mus pahari (shrew mouse), 4559 nucleotides long. It is a transcript of the gene Mtmr12, whose product is annotated as myotubularin related protein 12. The transcript has 16 exons. The record is from RefSeq and is a predicted model, not a curated record. Bases 154 to 2397 code for a protein of 747 amino acids. NCBI's taxonomy places the organism in Eukaryota, Metazoa, Chordata, Mammalia, Rodentia, Muridae.
GGCGGAGCCGGAUGCGGGCGGUACUGCCGCCGCCGCGGCCCUAGGGAUGGGCGGAGCCCCGGCCGCUGGUGCUGGUGGCCGCCGCCGCUGCCGGAACCUGAGCCGGAGCCGCCGCCCCUGCCGCCGCGCGUCGUUGCUUCGCAAGGCGGCGGGAUGCUGGGGAAAGGGGGAGUCGGCGGUGGCGGCGGCACCAAGGCGCCCAAGCCCUCCUUCGUGUCGUACGUACGCCCUGAGGAAAUUCACACAAAUGAAAAGGAAGUAACAGAGAAGGAAGUCACUCUUCACUUGUUGCCAGGGGAACAGCUGCUUUGUGAAGCCAGCACAGUCCUGAAGUAUGUGCAGGAAGAUUCCUGUCAGCGUGGUGUCUAUGGGAGACUCGUGUGCACUGACUUCAAGAUUUCCUUCCUGGGGGACGAGGACCCAACCUUGGAUAAUGGUGGGGAAGCUCAGUUUAAGAAUAAGAUCAUAGGAGUAAAUGACGUGCCACUGCACUGUGUGGAUCAGAUUUAUGGAGUGUUUGAUGAGAAAAAGAAACCUCUGUUUGGACAACUGAAGAAGUACCCCGAGAAGCUCGUUAUCCACUGCAAAGACCUGCGGGUGCUCCACUUCUGUCUGAGGUACACAAAGGAGGAGGAAGUCAAAAGGAUCGUCAGUGGCAUAGUCCACCACACGCAGAGCCCCAGGCUGCUGAAAAGGCUGUUUCUGUUCUCCUACGCAGCUGCUGUGCACGGCACAGCCGCUGACCCCAGGAACUGUACUGUAAUGUUUGACACGCCGAAAGACUGGUGUUGGGAGCUGGAGCGGACCAAGGGUAGUGUGAAGUACAAGACAGUGAGUGUGAAUGAAGGCUACCGAGUUUCUGACAGGUUGCCAGCAUACUUCGUUGUCCCCACUCCCCUUCCAGAAGACGAUGUGAAGCGUUUUCAGGGCCAUGGUAUACCAAUCUGGUGUUGGUCCUGUCACAAUGGAAGUGCCCUUUUGAAGAUGUCAGCACUGCCCAAAGAACAGGAUGACGGUGCUUUGCAAAUUCAGAAGAGCUUCUUGGAUGGAAUUUACAAGACUAUCCACAGGCCACCCUACGAGAUGGUUAAAACUGAAGACUUAUCAAGCAACUUCCUGUCCCUGCAGGAGAUCCAGAGUGCGUACUGUAAAUUUAAGCAGCUGUUUCUGAUAGAUAACAGUUCGGAAUUUUGGGACACAGACAUAAAAUGGUUUUCUCUCUUAGAAAGCAGCAGCUGGCUCGAUAUAAUCAGACGCUGCCUGAAGAAAGCAAUAGAGAUCACGGAAUGCCUGGAAGCACAGAGCAUGAACAUCCUCCUGUUGGAAGAGAAUGCUUCUGACCUCUGCUGUCUCCUCUCCUCUCUGGUGCAAGUGAUGAUGGAUGCCCACUGUCGAACCAGGACUGGGUUCCAAAGCCUCAUCCAAAAGGAGUGGGUCAUGGGUGGCCACUCUUUCUUGGACCGCUGUAACCAUCUCCACCAGAGUGACAAAGAGGAGGUUCCUGUGUUCCUGCUUUUCUUGGACUGCGUCUGGCAGCUGGUGCACCAGUAUCCCCCGGCAUUUGAGUUCACAGAGACAUACCUGACUGUUCUGUCAGAUAGCCUGUAUAUACCUAUUUUUAGCACCUUCUUCUUCAAUUCACCUCAUCAAAAAGAUACUAACAUGGGCAGGGAAAGCCUGGAUGCACAAAGCAAGCCUUUGACUCUGCUCACCGUGUGGGAUUGGUCAGUACAGUUUGAACCCAAAGCACAGACAUUACUCAGAAACCCUCUCUAUGUGGAAAAGCCAAAACUGGACAAAGGCCAGCGGAAAGGAUCACGUUUCAAACAUCAACGACAACUUUCUUUGCCACUUACCCAGUCUAAGUCAUCUCCCAAAAGAGGUUUUUUCAGGGAAGAAACAGAUCAUUUAAUCAAGAAUCUCCUAGGCAAGAGAAUUAGUAAACUUAUUAACUCUUCCGAUGACCUCCAGGACAGCUCUCGGGAGUUCUACGACAGCUGGCAUAGCAAGCCCACAGACUACCACGGCCUGUUGUUACCUCACAUUGAGGGGCCGGAAAUCAAGGUGUGGGCUCAGCGCUAUUUACGUUGGAUUCCAGAAGCCCAAAUCCUGGGUGGUGGCAGAGUGGCCACCAUGGGCAAACUCUUGGAGAUGAUGGAGGAAGUGCAGAGCUUGCAGGAGAAGAUAGAGGCAAGGCACCACAGUCAGGAGGCUGUCCACGCACAGGCGCCCGGGCUGCUCAGGAACUCGGUCCGCCUGUCUUCCUUGUUCCCCUUUGCACUGCUCCAGCGACAUUCAGCCAAGCCUGUCUUGCCCACCAGUGGCUGGAAAGCUUUAGGAGGUGAAGAUGACUUGGCCAAACGAGAAGACGAGUUUGUGGACCUAGGGGACGUGUGACCUGUCUCCUCAGGGACUGUGAAAGAGGCACGCUGUGUGGUGGGACAGUUGUUCCCUGGACUGGUGUCACGGUGUCAGCCCAGGGCUGUGGAAAAGAGAGCAGAGGCUUUCGGGAAGAGAGCUGGCUCUCCUUUUCUUCCACAGUUCUGGAAGAUAAUGCAAUGAAAGCCAUGCCUCUAGUAUGCAUAGGAGGGAGUUCCCCCUUGACCUGUCAUAGGAUUGGGGUCGUCUCCUGACACCUGUAUUAUAUGUACACAAAAUGGCUCAUGGCCAGGCUGCUGUAAGAGCUUCCUCCUGUUAUUUCUGUGCCAAGAUAAUUAUGUAGCCAUUCCGAGCAAGAGGUAUUAAGGGAUGUGCUUAGACCAUAGCAUAUUCCUUGAUUUAAACCAUAGCAUAUUCCAGCGCGCGCGCGCGCGCACACGCGCGCACACACACACACACACACACACACAUACACACACACACACAGAGCCCAUAGAAAACUUCGACAGUUCUACUGGUGUCCCCCAUCCUAACAUUCAGUCCCUCUUUCCUGGACUGUAACAACACAGGGUGGGGGCAGCCUCCUUCCCUUUUCCUUUGCUGUCAUUCCCACCUUCCCUUUUCCUGCUCCAUGCCAUCCUGUGAAUCCACCUUGGUGCGCAUCGGCCCAGGGUCCUGCUGCCGUGACCUGUUGAUUAAACUGGGGGCAGUCCUCUGUCUUCCACGGGGGAGCUCCUUCCUGGAGCCCUCAGUUUUAACCACACAUUUGGCCCUCUGCUCCCCACACCUGGACUGUGCCUCUCUGCAGCCCCUCAGCUGGUCCCCUUGCCUUCCCCAUUACCCUCACAGAUGCUGGGGCAGGCAGGCCAAUUCGAAUGUGGCUUUCACAGGAAAGCAGUCAUGUCAGACGCAGUUAUCACAGGAUGAUGCCUCAGUGAUGUAAAAAGCCAUAGAAGAAACUCAGCUCUGCCUAGUCACCUUGGGUCUGCUGUUUUAAAGAUAUAUAUUUUUUUAAUGUUUGAAAGCUUCCUUUGUAAAGCUCAGUCCUGUCAUUCUCAACGGAGCCCCGUGCAGUCCCACAGACAGUGUGAAGAAUGGGAGUGCGCGAGGGACCUCGUUGACUCUGCCUCAAGUGUUUGCCUUUUAUCUGUAUUUGCUGGUCAGGAGAGGUCCAGUUGAGGAUGUCUCUGUUGCUCAUGGGCAAUAAGACAUUUUGAAACUCCACAGAGAGUCCUUUCUGAGUGCACUGAAUCAUCUUUCAUACAUAAUGAUCCUUUUUCCUCAUCUCCCUCCAUAGUAAUGCACAAUCCGGGUUGGUGCGUUGACCCAGCAAGCUGAGGGCAGGUCAGGAUUUGUGUUUCUGGGGCCAAAUGCACUCAGUCUCGGUUGCCUUAAGUCUUGCAGGCCAGGUCCAUGCUAGGCUUGUGCUGGGAAUUUAGAACACACCAGUUCCUUAGCUCCCUUUCCCUGGGUUCCUUGCGCUUCUCUAAACUAGCACUAACCGCCACACCCUCAGCCCCUGCUUCCCAAGUCCUCAGCAGAGAGAACUAUUUUUGUUACCAUAUUAUAACGUGAAUGUUUAUAUGGUAGCCUCUACAGUCUUAGUGAUUUUCUUUCCAAAAAAUGCCUCUUGUGAUGUUUUGUACUUCACAAAGUAUGGUUUAAAGGCACAAGGUCAUGACCCUUGCUAUUAGCAGUUGAAUGUGCAUUAAAAUAUUUUUCUAUUUUUUUAAAAUCACAAUAGAAAAAGUAAACAAGCUGUUGCAACCUGUGUGGUUAUGACAACUUAUGUAUUUAUAUUUGAAGCCAGAUUUCUAUAACUUGGAUUUGUGUAUAGAACUUCCCGUGGGUUUAUAUAUUGUGUAUUUUUAUUCAAGAUUGAGAUGUGGAUUAUGCUUAACAUUAAAAGAUAAAAUAAGACCAUUUGUUUAAAACACACUGUGCAAGUUUGGAAGUGUCUGUUGAUAAUUUACUGUGUAUAAUACUUGCAUUUGUUUAUACCUCUGUUUUUACACUGAAGAUAAACUAGAUUUAAUUAAAUUUUAAGAAUUUAAGGGACUAAGCUAUUAGACUGAGUCAGCUUAACUGUGCAGUUUAUUUUCUGGGUAUUAAUGAAAGUUUAUACAUGUCUCACUGCAUUUGUAGCUGACUGCAGAGAUUAAAGCAAAACUUUGAAACAG